AUGGAUGUAUUAAAUGACGAGACAUUUAUGUAUGGAAUACUUCUCCCUGUCGUGGUGUUUUUUGGAUACCUGGGAAAUAUAUUGACAGCCAUAGUGUUAUGGAAAAAGGAAAUGGCUUCCACGAAUAACAUUCUUCUCCGUGCUCUGGUUCUCUCCGAUAUUGUAAUGAUAACAACAAUUUUCAUUGUUCUAUCUCUGCCAUUCUUGUUAACAAAGUUAAUAGAUAAUGAAGAGGCGACUGCUGCCAUAUUCAUACACGGACAUUCUACCUUGAACUAUCUGGUUAUGACGUCACAGCAAUGCAACGAGUACAUUCUUGUGUUUUUGUCUGCGGAGCGGUAUUUUGCCGUUUGCCAUCCACUAAAGUACGUCAACUUCACUAGUAAAGGAAAAACUAUCGCUCUCCUAUGUGGAGUUAUCUGUUGUUCCAUUGCUUACAACAUCCCGCGAAUAUUAGCAUUUACCGUUCAUAAAGCUUCGUGUGUGAACGAGAAUUCCUCUUUCACUUGUUAUACAUUAUUGUACACAGAUUUCGGGAGCGGUUAUUUCUACCAGGAAGUGUACUCGAUAUGGCUAUAUAGUGCUAUAUACUUUGUUAUUCCUCUUGCGAUUCUGUUAAUAUUGAAUAUUUUAAUUAUAAAGGAGCUGGCAAAGAUGUGGAACAUACGGAAAAGGCUGGGCGUGGUCAACUCACCUAACGCCAAGAAAGAUAGCAUAACUCUUAGUCUUGUUCUCAUCAUGGUUGUUUUUGGUGUUGUCCAAACUCUUGGAUUUUUUAACCAGUUCCCGAACAUUCUGGACGACGGGAUAGAUCAAGAUAUGUUCAUAAAAUGUGUCAAUGUACUGUAUGUUAUCAACUCCAGUAUCAACUUUCUGAUUUAUGUUGUUGUGGGGAAGAAAUUCAGGAAAAAUGUAUCCGACCUUUUUAAGACGUGGUUUCAUUGUUCUCCAUGUACCAAGCCAUCCACGGAAUAUCGCUUAAGUGAGCUUUCCAGCUUCAGGAAUUGA
Molecule: messenger RNA, 1008 nt
Organism: Mizuhopecten yessoensis (Yesso scallop)
Lineage: Eukaryota; Metazoa; Mollusca; Bivalvia; Pectinida; Pectinidae
Product: G-protein coupled receptor daf-37-like
Exons: 1
Coding region: 1-1008 (335 amino acids)
Biological process (GO): G protein-coupled receptor signaling pathway
Cellular component (GO): membrane
Molecular function (GO): G protein-coupled receptor activity
Source: RefSeq, a predicted model, not a curated record